This is a messenger RNA of Lonchura striata (white-rumped munia), 875 nucleotides long. The record is from RefSeq and is a predicted model, not a curated record. Lineage: Eukaryota; Metazoa; Chordata; Aves; Passeriformes; Estrildidae.
GCCGCCCCGGUGCCGCCAUGGCGUUCCCGAAGCCGCGGCCGGCCCGGGCCGAGCUGCCCCGGCAGCGGGUGCAGAGCCUGCAGUGCGGGCAGGGAGCCGUGCGGGCCGCCCGCUUCAACGCGGACGGCAAUUACUGCCUGACGUGCGGCAGCGACAAGACGCUGAAGCUCUGGAACCCGCACAAGGGCACGGCCCUGCGCACCUACCAAGGCCACGGCUACGAGGUGCUGGACGCCGCGGGCUCCUUUGACAACAGCCAGAUCUGCUCCGGCGGCGCCGACAAAGCCGUGGCGCUCUGGGACGUCACCACCGGGCAGGUGGUCCGCAAGUACCGGGGACACGCCGGGAAGGUGAACUGCGUCCAGUUCAACGAGGAGUCCACCAUCAUUGUGUCCGGCUCCAUCGACUCCUCGGUGCGCUGCUGGGACUGCCGCUCCCGCCGCCCCGACCCCGUGCAGGUGCUGGACGAGGCCAAGGACGGCAUCUCCAGCGUGAAGCUCUCAGCCCACGAGAUCCUGACGGGCUCGGUGGACGGGCGGGUCCGGCGUUACGACCUCCGCGCGGGGCAGCUCUGCUCCGACUACCUGGGCAGCCCCGUCACCAGCGUGUGCUUCAGCAAGGACGGGCAGUGCGUGCUGGCCGCCAGCCUGGACUCCACGCUGCGGCUGCUGGACAAGGACACCGGGGAGCUGCUGGGCGAGUACACGGGCCACCGCAGCACCACGUACAGGCUGGACUGCGUCCUCAACGAGCUGGACACGCACGUGGGCUGCGCCUCCGAGGACGGCCGCGUUUACUUCUGGGACCUGCUGGAGGGCUCGCUGGCGCUCAGCCUGCCCGUGGGCCGCGCCUGCCGGAGGCGGCACAAGGAAUAA